This is a messenger RNA of Schistocerca gregaria, 2421 nucleotides long. Its product is annotated as prolactin-releasing peptide receptor-like. Gene Ontology annotation, cellular component: neuron projection; plasma membrane. Lineage: Eukaryota; Metazoa; Arthropoda; Insecta; Orthoptera; Acrididae. The record is from RefSeq and is a predicted model, not a curated record. Gene Ontology annotation, molecular function: neuropeptide binding; neuropeptide Y receptor activity. The transcript is spliced from 2 exons. Gene Ontology annotation, biological process: G protein-coupled receptor signaling pathway. Bases 1249 to 2421 code for a protein of 390 amino acids.
GGUGCGGUCGAAGCCGGAGAGCAAGCCACGCUCUGCGGAACGUCGCGGUCGCGUUUACGAUCGCACUGUUUGGCUUCAAACGUUCGUAUCUUUUGCGAUCACUGAAUAGUGAUACAUAGCGUGAGAUUGAUACGUGUGAAGGUCCAAGUCUCUUUUGGAGGAAAUGCUAACAGAAAGGGGACGUUUUCUGGGAUGUGCUGCAGUGGACAGAGCAUGUAAACAUUGAUUGUUUGAUACCUGAGUGGCUCUUCAGAAGCUCUGCUGUAUCAGUACCAGAUUCGACUCUCUUGCUCAGUACCUGCACGCCCAGCUCUUUUUCUAUGGCGUACACCGAUAAUAAAAUCGCAGGACGGAUAUGCAUUGUAGCAGCAUUGUUUGGAAAGUAAACAAUGGACGAAUGAAAGUUACUAAUCGGAAACUAAAGUGUUUCGAUUCUUUCAGGCGUUUCUGAACAGUAAGAAAUAACACAAAUAGUCUAUAUUUUUUUCUGAAUGUGAAGACAUCUUAGCGUAACUUCGAAUGAAAGAAACAGCAAUGUACCCUACCCACGAUCGUGAUAAGUAUACCACAAAUGUAGUGUUGCUGUGAUUACGGGUUAAGCGAGUCAAAAUGAUUUCUAGAUCUUUCUCUUUCAGUGAAAAAGAGUUGUGGUUCCUACGUCUGUAGGAAGCUACCGUGUGGUGUGUGGCAAGGGUACAUUGCACAGUAGUGUCCUUUUUACGUCAGUCUUGCUCCUUUCAUUGUUAGUUGUGGCACAGUAGGAACUGUCACUUCGCUACUGUGCAGACCCGAACGUGAUGACCUGCAAAGAGUUGUCAUGAACACUCAGAACACACAGUGACCAGAGAGCCAACACGCGAUGUGUAUUUGCUUGUGCCUGACGGUAUAUAGACCAGUAGUGUCGUUUUCACCCCAAGUUUAUUCCAUUGUCUGAUACUUUCAUGAAAGGCCAAAAGUUUUGAAUUGCAAAGAGAAGUUAAGAGCGUGACAAUAGGAAAUACGGUGAUCUGACAGGCAGUGUGUGUUGUGAGCGGUGUAGGGCAGUAGUGUCACUUCACCCCAAUUUACUUCAUCCACUGAUGCUUCCACGUGAGUCCUAAAAGUGUUCGCUUGUAAAGAGAUAUUUGGGAGGUGAAAAUGUGGGACACACAGUGAUCCGAGGAUGGCUCGUAUACUGUCAGUAGUUGAGCUGGGAGGGUGCAUCGUGCGUUCGUGACGGGAGUGAGUGAGCCGUGGGUGUGAGAGGUCAUGGAGGCGCCCUUCGAGCUGGCGGACGUGCUGGAGUACAACGGCACGCUGUGGGUGAACGAGGAGGACCCGGUGCAGCUGGCCUGGGUGCAGGCGCUGCUCGGCCUGCUGUACGGCGCCAUCUUCGUCGUGGGGGUGACGGGCAACCUUCUGGUGCUGGUGGUGGUGGCGCGCGCGCGGCCCGCCCACACGCUCACCAACCUGUUCAUCGGCAACCUCGCGCUCAGCGACCUCAUGCUGUGCCUGCUGUGCGUGCCCUUCACGCCGCUCUACACCUUCAUGGGCCGCUGGGUCUUUGGCGCCUUCCUCUGCCGCGUAGUCGUGCUGGCACAGGGCACGAGCGUGUACGUGUCGUCGCUGUCGCUGGCGGUGGUGGCUGCCGACCGGUAUGUGGCGGUGACGCAGCCGCUGCGCGCGCGGCCGCGCGGCACCUGCUGCCUGCUCGCCGUGGCGGCCGUGUGGCUGUGCGCGUGCGCGGGCGCGCUGCCGUACGCGCUGCACGUGCAGCACCGGCCGGCCGACGGCGCCUGCGAGGAGCACUGGCCGUCGGCGCGCGCGCGCGCCACCUUCGGCGCCGCCACCUUCUGCGCGCAGCUGGCCGUGCCGCUCGCCGUCGCCGCCUUCUGCUACGGCCGCGUCUGGCUGCGGCUGCGCGCGCGCGAGCGCGACCGGCGCGCAGCCAGCGCCGCCGGCCCGCCCGCCGCGGUGCGCGAGGCUGCGCGAGCGCGCGCGCGGCGCACUCUGCGCCUGCUGGUGGCCGUCGUUGCGGUGUUCGCCGUCUGCUGGCUGCCGCUGGCGCUGCUCAACCUGGCCGCCGACCUGAGCGCGCGCGCCACGCGCUGGCGCUUCUUCCAUCUCGGCUUCUUCGUGGCGCACGUUCUCGCCACCAGCUCGGCCUGCUACAACCCGUUCCUGUACGCCUGGCUCAACGACAACUUCCGGCGCGAGUUCCGCCGCCUGCUGCCCUGCUGCUGCGGGGGCGGGGUCGCGGGCGGCGCCCACGCCGAUGACGUCGUCGCCGGCGCCUGCGAGCCCGGCCAGUCGGCGCAGACGCUGCUGCCAGAGUCCGACGUCGGCGUCGUCGCGGUCCCCGUCGUCUCCUACUGCGCCUCUGGCGAGGUCGUUCACUUCUCGACCGUCGAGAACCUGCUGGAUCUCUCACCGUCCAUCUAG